Molecule: messenger RNA, 393 nt
Organism: Papaver somniferum (opium poppy)
Lineage: Eukaryota; Viridiplantae; Streptophyta; Magnoliopsida; Ranunculales; Papaveraceae
Product: RNA polymerase II C-terminal domain phosphatase-like 4
Exons: 1
Coding region: 1-393 (130 amino acids)
Molecular function (GO): RNA polymerase II CTD heptapeptide repeat phosphatase activity
Source: RefSeq, a predicted model, not a curated record
AUGGGGAGAUUACUCGAUCCUCGGGGGAAGAUCUUCAAAUCCAGAAUCGUUUCAAAAGAUGACUCUACGAAAGAAAACAGAAAGAAUCUGGAUAUUUUAUCAGGACCCAACGAGUUGAACACAAUUAUAGUUGAUGAUACAAAGCGUGUGUGGAAAAAGAAUAAAAAGAAUUUGAUAUGGAUUGAAAAGUACAACUACUUCACUGAAGGAGGCCAUUUUUUGAACAAGGAUGGUUCUGACGAUGAAGAUGGAGCCCUAGAAUCAGUCACUGAGAUUCUUCAAGUUGUUCACAAGAUGUUUUUUGAGUAUUAUCCCGUCCCAUCACCUGAUGAGCUUAAUGAAUAUAUCAAAUCUGUAGAUGCAAGACCCCUGCUUCAGGGGUUCUUGAACUAA